Effrenium voratum is the source of this 2706-nucleotide messenger RNA. NCBI's taxonomy places the organism in Eukaryota, Dinophyceae, Suessiales, Symbiodiniaceae. The record is from the annotation of a GenBank genome assembly.
GAUGCACAGCUAGAUGCACAACGAGCGAGUGCACAGGCCAACUUGGCGUCCCCCAUGCUGGCCAACAUUUUUGGCCGCGGACGGCAGCGCAAAGCGAAGACUAAGACAAGGCAUGCAAAGACCACGGAGGUGGCGGAAGCAGCCGAGGAGAAUGCGGCAAAGAAAGCGAAGAAGAAGCAGAUCAAGAUAAGGAAUUCAGAGGCGAGCGAGGCCAAGUUUGCAGAAGCACAGGACCUGGCCAGGCCGAAGCGAGCGCUGGCAGGCAGCAAAACCAGCGGUGCUGCUCGGCGCCGCCUGGCGAGGGCCAAAGUAGCCCAGGCUGAGGCUGAGGAUGUCGCGGAGCACGAGGCGGAGGCGCCUUCACAGGCUCCCGUGAGUGAAGUGCACGUGAGCGGUGCCGAUUUGAAGCCGUGGGCUACCUUUGAACAGCUCCAGAGCCAGCUGCCAAAGGUGGUCACGUCUUUUAUGGCGAAGUUCAAAGGAUUUCAGGAGCCGAGUCCAAUCCAAGCCUACUGCUGGCCAGCUGCCUGUGCAGGCAAUCACGUGGUUGGCAUUUCGAAGACAGGUAGUGGCAAGACCUUGGCCUUCCUGCUCCCCGCACUGCAGCGGUGUUUGAGCUUCCACUCAGCGGCCACGCCCAGCUUUGGCCCGUAUGCGGUGAUUUUGGCGCCCACCCGGGAGCUGGCCUUGCAGAUCGGCAAAGACGGGGCGGGACUUUGCAGAGCCACCCGCGUGAAGCUGCAGUGCCUCUAUGGUGGGACCAGCAAAGGCGAGCAGAUCAAGUCCUUGAGCAGCACCGUGGACCUCAUCGUUGCGACGCCCGGGCGGUUGGGUGAUUUGGCCACCAAGCCGGACAAGUUCACUGGCCAGACCAUCCUCUCCUUGUCCAUGGUGCACUACGUCGUUUUGGACGAAGCUGAUUGCAUGUUGGACCUGGGGUUUGAACACCAGGUGAAGAGCAUUCUGGAGCACGUGGCGGAGGAGCGGCAAGUGCUGUGUUUCAGCGCCACGUGGCCCAAGAAAUUGCAGAAGUUGGUGGAGGCCUUCAUGCCAGGCACAGUCCACAUCAAAGUUGGCUCCCCUGACGCUGACAUCUCCAGCAACCACAACGUCAUGCAGCGCGUCAGGCUGAGAGGUGAGAAGAGCGUUGAGCUGAAGAAGCUGCUCAGAGGCCACGACAAGGCGUGCAUCGUUUUCUGCGCUCUGAAGAAGACAGCGGCCUCACUGGGUCAGUGGCUUCGGGAGGAGGGCUUCCCUGCGGUGGCGCUGCACGGCAAGCUGCCGCAGUCAGAACGCCAGGAAGCCAUGCGGCGCUUCCGCCAGGGGGAGGCGAGUAUUUUGGUGGCCACCGAUGUUGCGGCGCGAGGGUUGGAUGUCAAAGGUGUGUCACUGGUGGUAAGCUACGAGCCCGCAGUCUCCCUGGAUGCCCACGUGCACCGCAUCGGCCGCACGGGCAGAGCAGGCGAACAGGGCACCGCAUACGCACUGCUCGAAGCCGAGGACGUGAGCUACGCCAAGAUUCUGUCAGAGUCAUUGCGCAGCACUGGCCAGGCAGUACCUCCCAUGGUUGCAGAACUUGCAGAACGUCCAGUACCAGAGCCUCCGCAGCAGGCCACAAAGAAGGGCAAGCAGCGCGCAGAAAACGGCGAUCAAAGGGCUGUGCAUGCCGCCAUGUGCCACCUGGCAGUCUCCAAAUCCUCGCGCGCCGUCAGCGUCCUGUCGAGAUCUCACGAGAUUGUCCUGGCCUACGUCCUGGCAGACCUGCUGGACCUUCCCAAGGAGCCCUUGCUUCUGAAGUUCCUGUCGCAAAGCGCGGAGCACGCGGGGCGCUUGGAUGUUGCAGCGGAGGUCCUGCUGCAGCACCCGCAGGGCCCAAGUAUGCAGAUUCCCUUGCUCGCGGCGAGAAAUGGCUUUCCGGAUUCUCUCCGACCCUACACGGCCACCAGCAGAUCGGAGCAUCAGGAGCGUGCGAGCCAGUGCAUGGCCGAAGAAGACAUGCUGCAGGCAGUGCUGCAUUUGGCCUGCUCGCGCCAGGACGAGCAGGCAGUGCGGAUUGCCGUGGACGCGCUCAUGGCGCUCUUUGGGCGGCCUGGUGGAUGGACUUUAGCCGAGGCUCGGCAACUUCUUGAGCCUUUGGAGUCCUUGCCAGUGCAGGACCUUGGCGUCAAGGAAAUCGCCAGCACCCUGGCCUGUGCAUCAUUUGUGGGGCUCGUGGAGGCGUCCAUGCUUGGCUACCACGAGCUCAUGUUCCCUUUGGCGCAGACGCUGCGAAACAUCAUCACCCACCAGAACCUGCAAUUCCCUGUUUCACUCUUCGAGAUCACCUUGCUGGAGGCCUCCAGCACAGCGCAUCGCGCGCCUGCACAUGCUCAGAACCAGAUGGUCUCAUUGAUGGGAAAUCCGGAGCUCCCAGCCCACAUCCGGCAAGCCUGUGAAGGGCAGGUGGCAGCCAUUGAGCAAAGGACUGCAGCUGAUGAGUGGCCAGCUGGGGAUGGUCCAGGCCUGCUAAAGCUGGCAGGUAGCCAUCUUCCAGCUUGCUACAAAAAGUAUGCCAAGGCUUCAGUGCUGACGAACCAACUCAUCCGUGGACCAGCCUUCGAGUUGGAGGAUCGGAAGAACUUUGUGUCGCUGUCUGAUGCUUUGGCAUGGGUGCGUGUCAAUGCCUUUAGUCCGCUGAAUACGGGAUGCAAAAUCUAUCCCUUCUAA